UGUCCACAUGUCACAAGUCCAAAGGCUGAACAGACGCGGAUAACUUUCCAGCCGUAGAAGAACUACUUCGACUCAAGUCCUGUGCCUUGAUCAAUAUCUGCAUAAGGAGAGCACGCAAUGGCCAGUGUCCGGAUGUAUGUUGCAUUUUCUGUGCUGAUUGUUGUGGUGAUUUUCCUUAAGGCUUUAGAUUUCCAGGUUCUGCAUUGGUCAAGGCCCAAAGUCAAAGCCCAAGAAAGCAUUACUUGCUACCUUAAGCAGGUCACGUGCCCAAACAAAACACACAUACUCGUCUUGAACAGAGACCGCCUGUAUCACCAAGGAGACGUUCUGACCGUGAGGGUGGUGGCAAGGGGCAAAGACGGAAGGCCGAAGACGUACGGAGGAGAUUUUUUCCGUGCCAGACUGGUCAGUAGUGACCGUUCGCCGCAGGCCAGUAGCGCCGGUCACGUCAUUGACCACUGUAACGGCACCUACACUGUGCAGUUCCCGCUUUACUGGACAGGGGAAGCUUUGGUAAAGAUUCAACUCGUACAUCCAAGCGAGGCAGUGGAGGCUCUACAGAGAGUGCGAGAAGUUCCAAACAAGAGGGUUUUCCAGUGCAUCUUCGUCGACCCAAAUAAUACGAAGGCCUAUUAUACAAGGCAAUGUUUCAGCUCUGCCAACCCCAGCCUACUAUCCCACCAACAGUGCGACUUCUCAAAACCGGCGGUGAACGGGACCUGGAUUUGCGAGAAACCGGUCGACAAACUUCCGUGUUCGACCAUCUCGAAGUGCCGGUGGAAUCCGAGCAAAACCAGGGCAAAGGUUCUGGAACUUGUGUCUCAAGAGGAAAAGAAACUUUUCCAAACGCCAUAUCUACAGGAGGAACUUCAAGUAGGCCCCAAUGACACCAUACAUGUCCUGGAGGCAGAACCACCCACACCUCAACACCUUCCAGCGUGUACCUGGGACAAGUCUGCAGCUUUGGGACAUUGGUCAGGCAAGAUCUGGAAGUCAUCCCUCUGCAAUGUCCGAGUGUUCGCCCAGAAGGACAUCCAGCGGUGCCUGGCUAACAAGACUGUGUACAUGCAAGGUGACUCCACGAUCAGACAAUGGAGCCUGCGUUUGCAGAAGGUAGUACCGCUGCACUACAAUGAGAGUAUCAUGGAUCCUACAGCUCUUCAUGGAGGAGACAACAGCCAGUGGAACAUUUCUGUUCGCUACCGGUUUCACCACUUCCCCGUAAGGGGAGGAGCUUGGAAUAUCUAUUAUGACUUCCGUUACGUUGUUGAUGAGCUGGACGCCACUACCGGAGGCACAAACACGGUUAUAAUCCUAGGUCUGUGGGCUCACUUUACGGCGGAGCCGCCAGAAAUGCUCCGGUCCAGACUGUACGCCAUACGGGCCGCAAUACACCGUCUCAAGCGCAGGGCUCCCGGCACGCGGGUUUUCGUGAGGACUGCAACAACGCGAGAGCACAAGGGAGGAAAGUUGGAGUUCUACCUGCUAGGAAGCGACUGGCUGGCUUACCAGAUCACGGAGGUGAUACGAGAGAUGUUCCGGGCGGAUCCAGACGUGGUUGUGCUGGACACGUGGGACAUGAGCGUGUGUCAGCCGGGAAAAGACAACGUUCACCCGGAUCAAACCAUGGUGGACAGUCAACUAAACACACUGCUUUCUCAUAUCUGCGCAAACCCAAACUAGACGGGUGUAAAUGCAGAUAAAAAAAAAAGUGAUUUCAAAAAGACAGAGAGUGGUAGACUAGCCCCCUUUCAAGGCAUGCUGCAGUUGAUACACGCAAAAUUGCAACAAAAUAAGCUUUGUUUCUGAAAUCUUUUUUUUUUUAGUAUUGUACGACAUUGAAUAUCACAGGGUUUGCUAUGACAUGAUGGUAGUGAGUGAGAUUCG
This is a messenger RNA of Branchiostoma belcheri (Belcher's lancelet), 1887 nucleotides long. RefSeq names its product NXPE family member 3-like. The record is from RefSeq and is a predicted model, not a curated record. NCBI's taxonomy places the organism in Eukaryota, Metazoa, Chordata, Leptocardii, Amphioxiformes, Branchiostomatidae. The coding region runs from base 118 to 1683 and encodes 521 amino acids. The transcript is spliced from 7 exons.